Messenger RNA from Closterium sp. Yama58-4, 2628 nucleotides. The record is from the annotation of a GenBank genome assembly. NCBI's taxonomy places the organism in Eukaryota, Viridiplantae, Streptophyta, Zygnematophyceae, Desmidiales, Closteriaceae.
AUGUCUAAGCCAGGUUUCCGCGUCUCCCCAACUCCUACUUCCAUCGCCGGUUCCCGCGGGGACAAACUUAGGGUCGCCUCGGAUUUGUCUCGUCCGACGAAUCGCGACGUCAAGCCCAACCAGCAGCACAGUCGGCGAGCCGGUCUCAAUCCCACCGCCAGCAACGCCGCCGGCCGGGGAGUCGCCGGCACCAGCGACGCGAUCGCAAGGGGAUUGAGCGGUGCCGGUCGCAACGGUAUGAAUGACACUGUUCCAAGGGGUGUGUCCAAUUCCGGUGCGGUGUUGAGCGGUGCUGGUGGUACUGGCGGCGUCGGCGGUGGGUCGUGGCCAUCGGGGAAUAGUCGACGGCUGGCCUCUGCCGUGACUGCAGCGGCUGCAGCCGCAGCGGAACGCGCGUUGCUGGCUGACGCGGUGGCCGCGGCGAACCCCGAGACGCGCUCGCCGUUUGCUAGCCUCGGCGACGCAUGCGACAGGCUGCUCCCCUUCCACGUGUUCGCGGACUACGAUCCCGCGCUCGUCGCACUUCACUCCUCAACCGACCUCGCGCCUUCCGCAUCUGGCGCGCCUAGGGGCCAUUCCCCCGCGUCCCACCCGCCUCCCCGUUCUGUAGCAGCCGCGCACGCUGUGCCCCUCGCCCCGCCAGCAGCCGCUGGUUUAGGGGGAGAGCGCGGAGGGGCAGAGGCGGGGGCUGGCGCGCAGGCCAGUGGCGUGGGGAGCGGGUGGGGGGGAGGUGGCGGAAAGGGAGAAGGGGGGAAAAUGGGAAUGGUUGGUGAUCUGAGUGGCGCAAGUGAGAAGGUUCGAGGAAAGGAUGGUUUAGCGAACGAAGGAGGGGAGGGGGAGUAUGAGACCAAGGCUCGCGCUCUGCUGGAGAAACAACGGCAGCAGCAGGUAGUGGCGGCAGCACGGGAGGCAGAAGCAGUGGAGGGGCGAAGCAUGGCCCUGGUGAUACGAGGCGACGAGGUAGUGGGGAGGUGGGGAAGGAUGCGGGACGGGUGGCGGGACGGGGAGGCUUUGCGGGGAGCGGAGCAGCUGUUUCUGGCGCGGCUGCUGGUGAAUCAUGAGACUGCCCUGCUGCGGAAGACGGAGCAAGGUUGGCAGCAGCAGGAACAAGGGGAGGACUCGAGGGUUGGUGGUGAAAGAAAAAGGGACGCGGGCGAAAGAGCAGAGUUUGAUGAGAAGGGGGAUAAGGAGAUCGAAGAGACGGAUGAGGAAGAUGGGGAAGAGGGGGUGAAGGAGGAGGAUGAAGAGGAGGAGAGCGAGGAGGAAAGCGAGGAGGAGGACGAAGGGAAAGACGAUGAGGAGUGGAAUGAAAAAGACAUGGAGGAGGAAGAGGAUGAUGAUGAGGAUGAUGAGGAUGAGGAGGAGGAAGAGGAAGAGGAGGAGGAGGAGGAGGAGGAGGAGGAGGAUGAGGAGGAGGAGGUAAAGGUGAAAGGUGGGAAGGAGGAGGAAGAGGAGGAGGAGGAGGAGGAGGAGGAUGUUGAGGGUGGAGAAGAGGAGGUGGAGGAGAAGGAACUGGAGGAUGAAGAGGAGGAAGACGAAGAGGAAGAGGAAGGGGGCGAGGAGGAGGAGGUCGAGGAGCAGAGAGGUGCAGGGGAAGGCGAGGAGCAGGAGGAGUAUGAAGUGUCAGAGGAGGCAGCGGAGCAAGAGGGAGGUAGGGGCACAGGAGAGCAUGAAACCUAUGGCAUGGAUGGGGAUGGUGGCAUGCGGAGUGAUGGCAUGGGUGAUGGUGGUGGGGAUGGUGAUGUGGAGGGUGAUGACGGGGAUGAUGGUGACAUAGAUGCUGAAAUGCUCCUGGCUUUUGCAGGAGGGGAGGGAGAACGGGAUGGUUGGUGGGACAAGGACGGCGGCGGCGGCGGCGGUGGUGGUGAUGGUGAUGGCGGUACUGCUGUUGCGGAAGGGGGGCAAGGAAUUGGGGAUGGGGGAGAAGAGGAGCCGGAGGAGGAAGGGAAAGCUGGGGAUGAGGAAGGAGAGAAAGGAGGGGAUGGAGGCGAAGGGCAAGAGGAGGAAGAGGGGAGCGAUGAUGAUGACGAUGGUGAUGAUGAUGAUGAUGAUGAUGAUGAUGAUGAUGAUGAUGAUGAUGAUGAUGAUGAUGAUGAUGAUGAUGAUGAUGAUGAUGAUGAUGAUGAUGGGGAUGAGGAUGAUGAGGGGGAUGAGGAGGACGAUGAGGGUGAGAGUGAUGGUGGUGGCGAUGGUGUUGGUGAUGGCACUGGUGAUGCUGGUGCUAGCAAUGCUGGUGGUGAGUUCGGCAGUGGUGAUUGGCAUGCCCAGGCAUCGUGGCAAGACCAAGCACAGUGGCAGGAACAGGUGGAGGGGCAGGGGCAGGGGCAGGAACAGGUUGGGGGUGGAGGAGAUGUUGGAGUGAUGGAUAGAGGGGGAGAGGAGAAGAGUGAGGGGGGUGGGGGCACGCAAGGUUUGGAGGGGAGUUCAGAAGAAGAGAGUGAAGAUAGUACCAGUGGUGGGACUUCGGAGGAUGAUGAUGGGGAUGAGGAUGGGGAUGGGGAUGGGGAUGGGGAUGGGGAUGGGGAUGGGGAUGGGGAUGGGGAUGGGGAUGGGGAUGGGGAUGGGGAUGGGGAUGGGGGUGAGAAGGAUUCAGAUGAUGGCAGCGAGGGUGGUGGUUGGAGCGGGUAA